AAUUUGAAGAAGGAGAACAGUAUCAUUCUCCUGUUGAAGCUUCAAGGGUACAACCAGUCAAGUGCGUAUCCUGCUUGUAGCCUUCUAUUCUAUGAUACCAUCAUGAUCGACGCACAAUGGAGGCUAAUGAACACUGGUAGGUAAUCAUAUCCAUGCGAAGCCUACAGUACAUUCAAAGUUCACUCUUGACAGCCUCCGCUCGCUGUCUUGAGACUCUCAGUCUGGUGUCUGCACAUAGUUUGGCCCUCGCUGGAGGUAUUGGAGGGUGCUUUGCUGGUAUCUUGGUUCUUUGGCUAUUAGUCGUCCGCAAACACAAAGCGAAUGUCACAUCUGAUAGGACCUCCGAAUCCGACUCCCUCAUACAAGACGAUCAAACACGAAAUGAUCUUCAGAGGGACCAUACUCCCGACGCACCACUCUGUUCCAUCUGCGCACAACUAGAUUUCUAUCAGAUUCUCCUCGACGACCUUCCAAGAGAUAAAGCGAUUCCACUCGGCUCAGUCUCAUCCAUCUUGAAAAAAUCCGACCAAUGCGGAUUCUGCCGCCUCAUAUCCUCAGUUGUCCGUCGAGCAUGGUUGUUGGACAAGUUUCCUCACCUCGAUCUCUCCGGGAUUGAAUGUGAGCUGUUCUCAUUAGAUUGUGGCUGCCUUCUGGAGCCUACGCCCAAACCCAAAAAACUUUGCCACCGCCUUAGCAUUAAUGCACCGGAUCGCCCUCGGGAGAUAUAUCCAGCCAUCAUGGCAGCGCGGACUUCGCUGGUGUUAGAAAUCCAGCUCAUGGAAGAAGACGCGUUCAAGUUUGGAAGACCGACCGAUCUUCAUGGCCGCAGAGUGAACGAUACUGUGGAUGUCGGUCUGGUGAAGAAAUGGCUCGGGCUGUGCGAGGAAGGGCAUGGAGAUAUAUGUGAAAGUGUCUGGUGGAUGGGCGACAACAGGAGCCUGCCGGGAUUUAUGAGAAUAGUGGAUGUGGUGUCGAUGGCCAUUGUUCCUGCACCUCCCGCCUGUCGUUAUGUUGCCCUCAGCUACAUAUGGGGAGGCAUUGGCGCAGAGUAUUGGACGGCGAAGGAUAAUUUCGCAGAGCGCUCCACGCCUGGCGGGUUGAACAUGACAAACUUCCCCGAUACCAUCAUAGAUUCGAUUCAACUCGUUCGACAACUUGGCGAACGAUACCUAUGGAUUGACACUCUAUGCAUCAUUCAAGAUGAUAUAGAAGACAAGACCAUUCAGAUACACGCUAUGGAUUCGAUUUACGGCGGGUCUUAUUUCACGAUUUAUGCUGCUGGCGGCACGUCGGCUCGGGACCCUCUCCCAGGACUUCGUCCACGAACUAGACCACCGCAGCAGCACAUCGAGGUCGUUCAAGGACUUCAUCUCUCUGUGCCCUUGCCACCACCUAUCGAGGCUCUCAAUCUAUCGGCUUGGAGCACGCGUGGUUGGACUUAUCAAGAGCUUAUGCUCUCCCGCCGAAGAAUAUACUUCACUGGGCAACAAGUCUACUUUGAGUGCAAAUGUGAUAUCUUCUGCGAAGACGUUGUCGCUGAAAGCAAGUUCCUCUCAUCGUCUACCCAACCUUUGCGGUAUAAAGGUGCAGGAAAUUAUACCUACCUUCGAAAACCUACGCAUACCCCACCGGGUCAGUCCGUCAUGGAUUACAUGUAUGCCAUUGGGCCGUAUACACGGCGUAACCUUACCGUGGAGUCAGACAUUGUCGAUGCUAUCACUGCAAUGACGAAUGUCUUGGCAAAAGGCUUUGAGCUUGGUAGGGGUGACCCCGCCAAAUCCUUUCAAUUUGGAAUGUCGUUGACAGACCUCGAGCAUGCGCUUGUCUGGCAACAUGAUCCACGCACUCCUCGCGCUCGUCGUUCGAUCACUGGCGAAGGCAAGUCAGCCUGGCCUUCUUGGGCAUGAGCUACAUGGCGUGGCGCUGUUCGCUACGUGGGGGAAACACUCUAUGCCUGGCUCGAUAGUCAUUCUGACCAACCGAGAGUGACGGAAACGAUUAUC
Suillus paluster is the source of this 2003-nucleotide messenger RNA. Its product is annotated as heterokaryon incompatibility protein-domain-containing protein. Bases 153 to 1907 code for a protein of 584 amino acids. NCBI's taxonomy places the organism in Eukaryota, Fungi, Basidiomycota, Agaricomycetes, Boletales, Suillaceae. The record is from RefSeq and is a predicted model, not a curated record. The transcript is spliced from 2 exons.